UAAUCAUAAACAUGAGUAAAAUAAAUCGAAAAUCGUUUUCAACACCUUCAGCAGCGAAGAAGCCCAAAUUUAGAGAUGAAGAUGAGGAGAAACCUAGCUCAUUUGAGGCAGAACUAGCCACUAUGGAUCUUGCAGAUGAAGAUUUUUUAGAUGAAACACUGUUAAUAGGAGAAGGACCUGAACAAGAAAAUACAUCUGUGAAAUGGAGUAGGGCUCCUCCACCACCUUUGAAUCCAAAAAUUGAUACACUGGCAUUUCAACAAAUCGAAAUUGAUCAUUAUAUAGGUAAAUCUCUUUCUGGAAUGCCAGGUAGUAAAGUAGGACCUGUACCGAUAAUGAGAAUGUUUGGCGUUACGGAAAAAGGAAAUUCUGUCUGUUGUUAUGUCCAUGGCUUUUGUCCCUAUCUGUUUGUAUCAGCACCAUCAAAUUUUACGAACAAUCAUUGCAGGCUAUUUAAAGAAGCUCUUAAUCAAGCUGUAAAGAAGGAUAUGAAGUCAAAUCCAGAUAACAUACAAGAUGCUAUCCUAGCAGUCGAAUUAGUCUACAAACAAUCGAUGUAUGGAUAUGGAGGAAAUGAUAAGUUGCCAUUUUUAAAAAUUACAGUAGCAGUCCCAAAAUUGAUAGCACCUUGUAAAAGAUUAUUAGAACAAGACACAGUGUAUACUGCAUUUAAUCACCACUAUAGAGCAUUUGAAAGUAACAUCGAUUUUGAUAUCAGGUUCAUGGUUGAUACAUCAGUAGUUGGCUGUUCUUGGAUUGAAUUACCACCAGGAAGCUGGAAAUUACGUGGUCGGCAUGGACACAUGUUAGAAUUAACUACAAGAUGUCAAUUGGAAGUGGAUGUUGCAUGGGAUGGUUUUAUAGCUCAUGCACCAGAAGGAGAAUGGUCAAAAAUAGCUCCAUUCAGAAUUCUCAGUUUCGAUAUCGAAUGCGCUGGACGCGAAGGUAUCUUUCCGGAAGCAAAACAUGAUCCUGUGAUACAAAUUGCUAACAUGGUCAUAAGACAGGGCGAGUCAGAACCGUUUUUAAGAAAUAUUUUCACUCUCGAUACUUGCGCGCCUAUCGUUGGUUGCCAAGUUCUGAGUUUUGAAAAAGAAAACUUAAUGUUAGAGAAAUGGGCUGAUUUCGUGCGACAAUUAGAUCCUGACAUUUUUACGGGAUAUAACAUAAACAAUUUUGACUUUCCAUAUUUAAUUAAUCGCGCGCAACAUCUCAAUGUUAAAAACUUUAAUUUCCUCGGUCGAAUAAAAAAUAUAAAAUCUGUAAUCAAGGAUCAUGUACUGCAAAGUAAACAGCUGGGUCGCCGUGAGAACAAAUCAAUUAAUUUUGAAGGAAGAGUCCCAUUCGAUUUAUUGCUAGUAUUGGUCCGAGAUUAUAAACUGAGAUCUUAUACUCUAAAUGCUGUAUCAUAUCAUUUUCUUCAAGAACAAAAAGAAGAUGUUCAGCACAAGGAUAUUACAGGAUUACAAAACGGAAAUGCACAGACACGUCGACGUCUCGCUGUAUACUGUUUGAAGGAUGCAUACUUACCACUUAGAUUAUUAGACAAAUUAAUGUGUAUUAUUAUCUAUAUGGAAAUGGCAAGAGUUACAGGAGUAUCCAUUUCUAGCUUAUUGACUCGUGGGCAACAAAUAAAAGUUGUUUCUCAACUCUUACGUAAGACUAGGGAAAAGGAUUACUUGAUGCCAGUACAUCAGGGUCAUGGUACCGACGAACAAUUCGAAGGAGCGACUGUCAUUGAACCUAAGCGUGGCUACUACAAUGAUCCGAUAGCUACUUUAGAUUUCAGUUCUUUAUAUCCUAGCAUUAUUAUGGCACACAACUUAUGUUACACAACAUUAUUAACCGUUGCUAAAAAGAAGGAACUCAAUAUUCAAGAGGACCAAAUUACCACAACUCCUAGUAAAUCGUUAUUUAUUAAGAAUGCAAUGAGGAAAGGAAUUCUUCCGGAGAUUUUGGAAAACCUAUUGGCGGCUAGAAAAAAAGCAAAAGCAGAGUUAAAGGAAGAAACGGAUCCUUUGAAGCAAAAAGUACUCGAUGGCAGGCAAUACGCCUUGAAAGUGUCGGCGAAUUCCGUAUAUGGAUUCACAGGUGCGCAGAUGGGAAAAUUACCAUGCUUGGAAAUAUCUGCUAGCGUUACAGCUUAUGGACGUACUAUGAUAGAGCAAACAAAGCAAGAAGUGGAGGAUCACUUUCGAAUGGAAAAUGGAUAUAAAAACGACGCAGUAGUCAUAUAUGGUGACACUGAUUCCGUCAUGGUUAAGUUUGGCGUGAAAGAUAUAGAAGAUGCAAUGAAACUCGGUAAAGAAGCGGCUGAUUACGUGACAUCUAAAUUCAUCAAGCCUAUAAAGCUGGAGUUUGAGAAAGUGUAUUUUCCGUAUCUUUUAAUCAACAAAAAACGUUAUGCUGGUCUGUAUUUUACGAAACCUGAUAAAUAUGAUAAAAUGGAUUGUAAAGGUCUCGAAACGGUGCGCCGAGAUAAUUGUCCAUUGGUAGCGAAUAUGAUGAAUACUUGUUUGCAAAUAUUGCUUAUUGAAAGGAAUCCACAUGCUGCUGUGGAUUAUGCCAAACAAGUCAUUAGCGAUCUUCUGUGUAAUCGUAUCGAUCUAUCUCAAUUAGUCAUCACGAAGGAACUGACAAAGACAGAUUAUGCGGCGAAACAAGCGCACGUUGAACUGGCGACGAAGAUGAAGAAACGAGAUGCUGGAAAUGCACCGAAACUCGGUGACCGAGUGGCAUACGUGUUCACAAGCGCAGCUAAAGGCACACCGGCAUACCAAAAGGCAGAAGAUCCCGUAUACGCACUGCAUAAUAGUAUCCCGAUAGAUACGAACUAUUAUCUGGAGAAUCAAUUGGCGAAACCUCUUGUACGUAUCUUUGAACCUAUCCUCGGCGACAAGGCUGAGUCGCUUCUCCUGAAAGGAGAUCAUACGCGUACAAGAUGCAUCGCUACCUCGCAAGUUGGAGCGCUUGCGGCUUUCACACGUAAAAAAGAGACAUGUUUAGGCUGUAAGGCUGUUUUACCACCAGACAGAGAAGGCAAGGCAGUAUGUAAGCAUUGUGAACCUCAAGAGGCUGAACUGUUUCACAACGAGUUGCAGGCUCAACAUAAACUAGAAGAAAAGUUUUCUAGAUUGUGGGCGGAAUGCCAAAGAUGUCAAGGGAGUCUCCAUCAAGAAGUUAUAUGCUCUAACCGUGACUGCCCGAUAUUUUACAUGAGGGUGAAAUCUCGACUAGACAUGGAUGCGAAAAUCAAACGAAUUAAAAGGUUUGGCGCAGUGGAAUGGUAGUGAAAAGAGCGAUCACAUGUUGUAUAGUGCAUUCGACAACCAGUCCAUGGCUUGGUCAAGCCCUUCGCCUUUUGUCGCGGAAGUUUUAAAUAUUUGGAAGGUUC
Cyphomyrmex costatus is the source of this 3394-nucleotide messenger RNA. RefSeq names its product DNA polymerase delta 1, catalytic subunit (gene PolD1). Gene Ontology annotation, molecular function: nucleotide binding; DNA binding; DNA-directed DNA polymerase activity. The record is from RefSeq and is a predicted model, not a curated record. Lineage: Eukaryota; Metazoa; Arthropoda; Insecta; Hymenoptera; Formicidae. Gene Ontology annotation, biological process: DNA replication proofreading; nucleotide-excision repair, DNA gap filling; base-excision repair, gap-filling. The transcript is spliced from 14 exons. Gene Ontology annotation, cellular component: delta DNA polymerase complex. Bases 12 to 3290 code for a protein of 1092 amino acids.